Molecule: messenger RNA, 1539 nt
Organism: Sesamum indicum (sesame)
Lineage: Eukaryota; Viridiplantae; Streptophyta; Magnoliopsida; Lamiales; Pedaliaceae
Product: 1-aminocyclopropane-1-carboxylate oxidase homolog 1
Source: RefSeq, a predicted model, not a curated record
ACUGAUUCUCUGUUUUUUAAUACACGCAACAGGGCCCUCUGACAGGUGCUACUCUAUUCAUACAGAUCCAAAUCGCCUUCAGAUGCUUAAGUCCAGUUUCAAUAUAGUGAGAGUGAUCAGAUUAGCACAAAAUUUCUGGUAUCACUACACCUACAGAUGGCUGGAAGAAUUGAUGUUCCAUCAGAGGAACAAGGCUAUGACAGAAUGCAAAUGCUAAGGUCGUUUGAUGAAACAAAAGCUGGUGUAAAAGGCCUGACAGAUUCCGGAUUGCUGAAAAUUCCCAGGAUCUUCGUGAGGCCAUCUGAGGAGCUGGCUCAAGAGUUGACAUGCAAAAAGACUCAGGUUCAAGUUCCUGUGAUUGAUCUGAGUGGAAUCCAGGACACUGAUAAGCGGAAGCGGGUUCUUGAAGAAGUAAGGAUUGCUUCAGAAAGCUGGGGGUUUUUCCAGGUGGUGAAUCAUGGGAUUCCUCUAACUGUGCUUGAUGGGAUGAUUGAUGGCAUCCGGAAAUUCAAUGAGCAGGAUGUUGAGGAGAAAAAGAAAUAUUAUUCCAGGGAUCGGACAAGAGGAGCAAGAUUUUAUAGCAGUUAUGAUCUGUUUAUGUCAAGAACUGCUAGCUGGAGGGAUACCUUGACCAUCUCGUUUUCGGACCCUGAUCAGAUUAAUCACGACGAAUUGCCUGCUUGUUGCAGGGACUCAGCUCUUGAAUACUCAAAACAUGUCGCAAUCCUGGGAAAUAUACUGCUCGGGCUACUGUCGGAGGUUCUUGGUCUCGGAACUGAUCACCUGAAAAAUAUGGAAUGCUCUCGGGGACACCGCCUCCACUGCCACUAUUAUCCGGCGUGCCCUGAGCCAGAACUGACCAUGGGGACAAGCAAGCAUUCUGAUGCUGGAUUCCUCACAAUUCUUCUGCAAAACCAAAUAGUCAGUGGCCUCCAUGUUUUGUAUCAGGACCAGUGGCUUGACAUUCAACCCGUUCCAGGAGGUUUAGUGAUAAACAUAGGCGAUCUUCUCCAGUUGGUAUCAAACGGGAAAUUCAAGAGCAAUGAGCACAGAGCCAUAGCCACCAGCAUCGGACCACGAAUCUCUGUGGCGUGUUUUUUCUCAGGACCUGUGAAUGGUGAUAAGGUUUAUGGCCCAAUUGAGGAGUUGAUAUCAGAAGAAAAUCCGGCCAUGUACAAAAAGGUUGCAAUAAGUGAUUAUGUAGCGAAGUUCUUCACCAGUAGUCUGGAGGAUUAUAGGGCUCUUGAUUAUUACAAGGUGUGAGAUGGGAAUGGAUAUCAAGUCACCGUUACCUGAGCUGAAUUCAUGGAGUCCGGUAAAUUAAGUUAUUUCCCUGUCACAUUGUACGCGUAAGAAUGGGAAACGUGCAAAUUUGUAUGUGAAUGUGGGUGUCAUUUAAAAUGUGAGUGUUUCUGGACUAAUAAUUGUGAUGGGAAGGGGUUUUGCAAUAAUGGGAGUCUCUAUUCUUGUAAAGACAAGGAUGUAAGAAUUGACGAAAAUUAGAUUGUCUAAUCUCAAGUUAACAUGUGGUUAUGCAGA